Strigops habroptila (Kakapo) is the source of this 2990-nucleotide messenger RNA. RefSeq names its product leucine rich repeat containing 45 (gene LRRC45). Lineage: Eukaryota; Metazoa; Chordata; Aves; Psittaciformes; Psittacidae. Gene Ontology annotation, molecular function: protein binding. The coding region runs from base 419 to 2131 and encodes 570 amino acids. The transcript is spliced from 18 exons. The record is from RefSeq and is a predicted model, not a curated record. Gene Ontology annotation, cellular component: centrosome.
CAGAAGCUGUAAGGAGAGAGCAGCAAACCCGUCUGCAGCGCUGCUGGGUCCCCAGAACACCGCCCAUGGAAGAGCGCUGAGCUGCAGCCCGCGUCCUUCUGCCGGUUGACCGUGGGCCCGGUACCGGCAGCUCACCUCGGACGAAAACCUUCAGCAUCUCCGCCAUCAGCAGCUGCGCGUCGCCGUUAACUGCAACGACAAAGCGUUUACAGAGGGCGGGGGUCCGUCCACCGCCGCCCCGGUACUGCCCGCCACCGCCCCGGUACCUCGCGUCCUCCCGUCCCGGAAAUGGAGGCGGAGCAGCCGGUCCACGGUCUCCUGCGCGGAGAGAAGAGCGGGUGUAACGCUUCUGUUGCAUGGUCUUUGCUCCAACACCACAGUCAAACUGUUGGAUUUGAAGGGAAAUAACCUGCGAGCCAUGGGAGCUGAGGCUUUGGGAAAACUUCUUAGGCAGAACAAAUCCAUCAGGAGCCUGAUUUUGGAAUGGAACAGCCUUGGCGUGUGGGAGGAGGGCUUCUCGUCUUUCUGCCAGGGACUGGGAGCAAACAGCUUUCUCCAGCGGCUGGAUCUGCGCAAUAACCAGAUCAACCAUCAAGGGGCCGGAGAACUGGCCAUGGCGCUGAAACAAAACACCAGCCUUCAGGAGCUCGAUUUGCGUUGGAAUAAUAUUGGGCUUCUGGGUGGCCGAGCUUUGCUGAACUGCCUGCACAGCAAUAAGACCCUGAAGAGGUUGGAAUUGGCUGGGAACAACGUUCCCAGUGAUAUCCUGAAAGCUGUGGAACAAGCCAUGAAUCACAACCAAGACCGUCAGACUAUCCUGAGUGAGACCCAGAACCGAGCGUACGUUCUCAGCAAGGAGGUCUUGAGCCUGAAGGAUGAGAAGACCAAGCAGUUCUUGGAUUUGAUGGACACUAUAGACAAGCAGAGAGAAGAAAUAGCCAGGAGUGACAGGAUGUCUGCAGCACGAGUCAGCCAGCUGCAGGAAGCAUUGGAUGAGCAGCACUCUAUUAUGAAUUCGCUGAAAGCCAAACUGCAGAUGACUGAAGCUGCCCUGGCUCUGUCUGAGCAGAAGGUGCACAACUUGGGAGAGCUACUGAAUGCCAUGAAGCAGGAACAAACCUGCAUGGCUGAGUGCCACUUUAAGGAACUCCAGCAGCAAAAGCAGGAAGGUGCUGAUCGGGAAGCGAAGCUUUUGUGUGACUUGUCUGCGGCCAGAGAGAAAAAUCUGCUUCUAAGAAACCAGGUGGAUGAGCUGGAAAAGAAGUCCAAAGUUCAGCAGGAUCAGCUAUUCCAGGUGAAACAAGACUUGACCAACACAACAGCAGAGCUGAAGCUGCGGGCUGUACAGGCUGAGGAACGCCUGGAGAUGGAGAAGAGAAGAUUUAAACAAAGCCUUGAAGACAUGGAAUCCCUUCGGGUAAAAGAGGUGGAUCAUUUGACACAGCACAUGGGGGCCAGUGAACGUUCCAUGCAGGACAGGAUCCAGAAGCUGGAGGCCAUCAGGAUAGCUCUGGAGGAGGAGCUGAGCCAAACCAAAGCAGCUGCACUCACUGAGCGAGGCCAGGCAGAGGAGGAGUUAAUAAAAGUCCGGAAUCAGGCACGGUUGGAGGAGCAGCAACGACUAGAACACCUGGAAGAGAAGCUGCGGCUGAUGACUGAGUCACGGGAUGAAGCUCAGAACUGCUGCCUUAAGCAAAAACAGAUGGUUGCUGAGGCUCAAGCUAAAGCCAGUCAGUUGAGCCUGCACGCUGAUGGGCUCAGAAGGCGGCUAGAGGAGCUUCAGCAGGACCUGAACAGUAAGGAAGAAGAGAAAGUGACAGAGGUGAAUAAAGUGAAAGUGGAAUUGCAGGAGCAGAUUGGACACCUGCAGGCUGAACGCACAGCACAGGACGGGCUGAGAGAGAAGAUUGCAGCCCUGGAGAGACAGCUGAAAGCCCUCUCAAGCAGUCACCGUGAGGCAAUGCUGGACAAAGAAAGUGAAAUCUCUGUGCUGCUGGAGAAGCUGAGAAUGAAAGAGGCUGACAUCUCCAGGAUGAGGGAAGAAGAGGCCCAAAGAGCAAGUUUCUUGCAGAAUGCCAUCAUGGCGUAUGUGCAGGGCUCCCCCUUGGGAACCCACAGUUCUAGGAAAUGAGAGCAUUGCUUAAAGAACCCACAUACCUGCUGCCAGGAAGACAGUGAGCAACUCAGGUACAACCGCUUCUUUCUAAGUGGGACAGUUUUGGCAGAGCGGGGUGGCAAAAAGGCCUGCAAACAGAAAAUUUCUCUUGCUCUUUAGAAAUCUUGCUCCUGACCACAUAAAGGAGAGGAGGAAACAACUGUCCAGGGCUGGGAUGGAGGCUCAUGGGUCUGAGUUGUUGAUGUGAAGCCCUUCCCCUGCACUGCUGCAGCAUUUGAAGUAGUUUCUGUGUCCUUUUGUACAGCACCAGUCUAUUGGCACACCCUGUGGUUACCAGGGGCUGUGUUCCCUGGGCAGCAGUGCUUCUGAAGCAUUUGUUUGGAUGCCAGGGCUGUUCACAGUGAAACCUGGUAAAUGACAGGCAGCAAGCAGUGUUUACAGUUCCCUGUAAGUGGGAGCCAUUUACCUUGCUCAUGGGGUCCCAAAGCUGCUGGAAACACCAGAUCUUACCCACAUGUGCAGUGGCUGGCAGGGCUCACUUUGGCCCUUUUACUCUGCCCCUCAUGGCUCUGGCUGUAGUGGGGGGCAGUGGGUAUUCAUUAUACCCACUCUGCACCAGCUGUGCAGAGGGGGGCUGCUGUGCAGUGGCUGUCCGUAUCCUUGUUGGGCAGCCGGGCUUUGGCCAUGGUCUAAGCCUCUACACACUGACUGGCAUGGAAGGGGUUGGGGGUCAGGGCCAGCAUCUGUGCUUCCUUGCUGUGAGCUGCAGUCCUUGGCUGGAGUCCUCACAGCCAAAAUGCAUUAGGGAUUUCAUUCCAUUAUGGCAAAUAGCAAAACUGUCCUGCUGGCUUCUUGGGAUCCUGGAACUGAGAGC